CUACCCCAUCCACUCCACGAAGCACUCGGCUGGGAAAAUCACUUCAGGAGGAAAAAGAUUGCACAAAAAGGAUAGAAAAUGCUGGGGACCCUGAUGACAAUGUUGUUCCUUAUCAGCAGAGCAGUUGGACAGUUUGAGAUCGGCGUGCACCAGCGGCAGGAGCCUCGACGCUACCAGGUGUUUCAGCCACUGCCCUGGCAGCUGCAUAACGUCAGUCGCAAUCGCAAGUCCAGUCGAGCUGACAAGAAGGACAGUGGCUCUCGUCGAAGCAGUGUUAAUAGCUCAAAGGCCAGCACAGCAAGAGGUAUGGAACGUAGAGAAGAAAAUAUCUGCAUGGACCCCAGCCCAGAGAGAGCAGCUAUAACGAUCCAGAAACAAUACAGGAGGUACCAGGAAUGCAAGAAGCAUGAAACCAGCCCAUAAGUGAUGUGAUGUGUCUUGGUGAGGUCUUUCCUGUACCAUCGAAAGUAGUGCCAAGUGCUUGGAGUUUAACAUUAGUGUUUGGUUAUUAGAUUCUAACUCCAAAACAUAAAGGUAGAUCAUUAUUCAUACUCCUGUCUGCCAUUUGUUGAUCUGUAUGUUUUCAUGAUUUUUAAAUAGGACAGAGGUCCCCAACCUUCGAGCUGCGAACCGAUACAUUGCCGCGAAGCAUG
This is a messenger RNA of Mobula hypostoma (lesser devil ray), 653 nucleotides long. RefSeq lists its product as uncharacterized. The transcript has 4 exons. The record is from RefSeq and is a predicted model, not a curated record. NCBI's taxonomy places the organism in Eukaryota, Metazoa, Chordata, Chondrichthyes, Myliobatiformes, Myliobatidae. Bases 79 to 423 code for a protein of 114 amino acids.